AGGGUAGUUCUACGCGCUCUUUGGACUAGGCCCGUCCCUCAUUGAAAGCAAGUGGGAGGGAGACUCACUGGGGAAACACGGGCUUGCUGCGUCGGUCCAACUCUGACGGGUUGGGGUAUAAAGUACAGUCGGAUUAGACACGCCAAACGGACGGAGAUGUGAGAAAUACAAGCCAUACCACGGCCGUUCAUAAAUCGGAAAAGUCGGGCGAUACCAGCCUAGGAUUGUUUUCUACGCUUCGGUGAAAAAAAGGGAAAGAUCUAUCGUCACUUCUUUUUUUACCUAAGGGUGUUACACUCGACCCGUGUGAUCUAAUUCGAUUAGGCAAAUAUUGUGAUCGUUUUCAAAUUGUAUCCGACCUCACAUUAUAGCUGUGUUUGCCUUCUCCCGGUGGCUGUUUCAUUACGGUUUGAUUAUCAUCUGUUAGUUGGUACGUGCCCAGAAGGGAAUCUGUUCUUCACAAACACAUACACCAAAAUACGCCGCAAAAAACAUUGGAAUAAUUUACUUGGUUUUUAUUCCGAAGUAAGAAAAUGUGGGGUCGUCUGCAAUAAGAUAAUGACAGCAACACAUCUAUACAGGAAUGUCAACUCGUAAGAGGAAUGCGGAAGGAGAGUUUUUAAUUCGGAGACUCUAGCUAAAGGUGUGGCGUGGGCAGGAGAAUGUAUUCAGCUUGCUGGGCAUGGAUUUCACUGCAUAUCACGGCAGCUGUAUUCCUGGGAAUGUUUCCCACCGGCCACGGAUUUGGGAAAAAAGACAAGGUCAAGUACAAGGUCAGUGCUCCGCCACUGGACAAGGAGCAUGUUCCGCAGAAAUGCUGGAAAUUUACGUUUGGAGACUGGGAGAACAUGGAGUUUUACAGCCCACUUUACCCUCAUAAUUACCCCAACAACACGGAGUGUGUCACCAUCUUAGUGGCUCCUGUUGGGUACAUGGUCGAGCUUGACUUUAGGGACCAUUUCAUGAUGGAGUCCGCCAAUGAUUGCCGAUAUGAUUUUCUAGAAGUCAGAGAUGGCCCCUAUGGAUACUCACCGCUGAUUGGACGAUACUGUGGAAGGACUUUUCCUCCGUGGAUUGAAUCAACAGGAAAUUACAUGUGGAUUCGUUUUAGAAGUGAUGAUAUUUUGCAGUAUUCAGGAUUUAGAGCAGUGUACAACUUCAAAGUAAAUCCUGCUUACGUCAAAAACGACAAUUCAACAGCUUUUUCAGUGUGUCGGAUUGAAAGGUCGAUAACAGAGGCUGAUACGGUUAUCUCAUACAAAGAUAUCCCCAGUAUAUUUACCUUGCAGACAGAAGGUCGCCCAUUAGAUUGUACUUGGGAAUUACGCGUUCCUCCGCACAGAAAGAUGCUGUUUGACUCCAGAAAUUUCCGCGUGAAAUCUCAAGAUGAUUGUGCCAAAAAUUUCCUGGAGAUAUACGAUGGGACGACGUCAGAACGGUCCAUGAAGAAACAGUACUGCGUGGCGACUGUAGUUCAGAGAAAGUCUGAAACUAACAGAGUCUUUAUUCGGAUUUACGGCAGGAGUGUCAACUAUAUGCCAAAGUUCAAAGCCAUUUUAACAACGUUUGUGUCAGGGAAGUGUAGUAACGAGUAUUUUGACUGUGGCUACAACAUGUGUAUUGACAAAGACCUUACCUGUAAUGAACGGCCGAAUUGUAAGGACGACUCGGACGAAGAAACAUGUAGUGCCUUAAACAAAGAAAACGAAGAGGACUCAAAACCCCCGACGCAUGCGAUAAUCUUGGGUGUGAUAGGCGGGUUGUUCUUUACCGUGGUAGCCAUAUCCAUUUGCGCUACCUGUAGUGCCAAGAGAAACGAGAAAAAGCGCAAAAAAGCCGUAAAAAAACAACAGGAUGCUGGUCAACCCGAGAACACUGUAGAAAUGGAGAACUUGUUGAAGCAAGGAACGUUGCCUAGGAACAUACCGAACGGGGUCUUGUUGAAAUGUGGUCACACCACGCCAACCGCUACGCCCCCAGAGCCGGCAAGCACCAGCGACCUUAGCACGGCGACGGUGGAGGUUCACUGUCCGCACCACACGCGGCCGGAGAGCUGCACCCCUGAGACCCCCCAUCAUCUGCCGGACAUGUUGGAUUAUACCGUGGAGUCCGGGCACUACAAGCGCUUCCCGCACAUGGACUAUUCAGGGUACCUGCCCGUUCCGGUUACGGAGAAACCACCCCACAGCCCCACCCACGCCCCACCAAGCCCCAUUUCUUCCAUCAAUAUCCCUGAACCGGAGUUCUUUAAAAAGUAUUAUCUCGCCAGCAGUAUUGAUAAGAGUCCUUACAUGCCGCCUCUACCAGCCAACCAGUUUCUAGGUGACCCGAAAUUGGUGGUGCCGCAAGAAGGCAGAAUGCGUUACUUAACUUUACCACGACUGAUGAAACCCUUGCAAGGGAAUGGGCAAGUUCCGGGUGAAAUUUGUGCCAGUUGUGAAAGCGGAGAGAUGCCGGAGGCCCCCGGACAACCGUACCCUUCUCGGAUCGCACCCCGGAAGAGUUACAUUAACCCGGAAAGGUUGUUAUCCACUGGUCCACCUCCAUCCGGGCGAUUCCAAAUCGGACGUCAUAACCAUCCACAAUCAUCGUAGUGGCGUCAUUCAUGACGUCAUUAUUUUAGCCGCGGUCGUUACCACUGUGACAUCUAGUCGGCGAAAUGCUCUUUCAGUAACUAAAAUCUAUGCAAAAUGGACGUGUAUUGCCAUCGCCUAUAUCCGUGCCAAAAACAUGUGAGGUUUGUCUUUUGAAUGUGUUGAGUUCAAUAGUACGAUUUUACUCUUCAUUGUUGUAUUAAUUAAAACCAAAUGUAUUGUUUAAAUAACAUGUCUCAAAAUCUCGCGAGAGUAAUUGCCUUGUUGAGAAAGUUUCACAUUGACUGUGAGGUAUAGGCCUAUAUAUUUACUCAUGCAUGUUGACUUGCAUACAAGCGUAGAGACGGAUAUGCCCUAUCUAGUUUUGAUAUUAUGGAAUAUUGUCGAGUUUAGAGUGCAGCCUACCGUUUAUCAGUGGGAUCGAAUGUAUGCACUCCAUGGACGGUCAUAGAAUGGACAGUAGCCGCAUUCAUUAUUUACUGCCUUUUGUUUUUUAUUUAUUUAUUUUUUUUUUUGACAAGUGAACAUGCCGACAAAGCUUCGUCAAAGCUGUCUAAAAAUCCCAUUUCUAUAGCAUCCCACCAUGCAACGAGGUCGAUCGGAAUUCACUGAAAUCGAGACUUUGCGCAUGCGAUACUGUGCAACCACUCUUGCCAUUUUCCCAGUUUUAUCAAUGAUAUAAUCUGAUUAAAUAGACAACAGUUUUGUAGACAUACGUAAGAGCUGGUUUCAGAAAGGUGCGGAUAAUGUCAUGAUGUAAAUAUAUAUGGAUUCUGUGUUAUCAUGCAUCAUGAAUGGGGCACGAAUGUGAAUAGCUGAGUCAAUGUAUAAUAUUUUGGAAAUCUCAUCUUUGCUAAGUUUUUAAUCAUAUGAUCAAGCUGCAUGUCUGCUUGUAUACAUACCAGUGUUAGAGACUUGGGAAGUGGAGAAAUGAAGUGCCUAUAAUUUGUUAACAAAACCGAUGUACUGAAAUAAAUUAUAUGUAAACCUAAGUAUACAACGACAAAACGUGAUUUGUUUGAGUGUAGAGCCAUGCUUUUAUAAUUCUGCCAACUGUAAAUGCUCCAGUUUGCUUCCGCAUCUUUGGCUUACAUUAUAUGCAGCGUCAUUUUGAAUUUGAUUGCCAUAAUUGUAAAAAUUUAUUUGUAUUUAUGCAUUUUUUCAUUGUUGACUUGAGUAAACAAAGCGCCAUUGUUUUAUACGCCUAUGAACAGCGUCAGUUGUAAGACGUUUGUGAUAACCAACAUAAUUUGAACUCAAAAAGAAUCGUAGCUUAAGUUGAUUGUAACUAUCAUACGCGUAUAU
Liolophura sinensis is the source of this 3899-nucleotide messenger RNA. Its product is annotated as neuropilin and tolloid-like protein 2. Bases 663 to 2594 code for a protein of 643 amino acids. The transcript is spliced from 9 exons. The record is from RefSeq and is a predicted model, not a curated record. Gene Ontology annotation, molecular function: protein binding. NCBI's taxonomy places the organism in Eukaryota, Metazoa, Mollusca, Polyplacophora, Chitonida, Chitonidae.